GAUAAAGACGAUUAUUUAAUCGAGAGACUAUUAUUUUAACUCGGGGAAAAGAGAGUAAAAGAAUCUGCGGUUGCGUAUCGUGUUAGAUAAGUUUGCACUAGUUCAAAAACGUGGGCUGCACUUUUAUGUAAGAUGAAAUGUGUUUUGCAACCGAAAAGAAAAUGCGCAAAAAUUUCGUGUUUACAGACAUUUACAUUUUUCACAAUUUGUGUAAUUAACGCAAUUUGUUUUGUAUGAUUGAUCAUUGCAAUAAAACUCUACAAAUAAACACAAUUUAAUGAAGUAAACAUUGACUAAAUUUCAUGUUCUAUUAAUUAAUUGUAAAUUGUAAAAAGUAAUUGUAAAAUUUAGUGGCAAGACUGAAUUAGGGGCCGUUAGGAUGUUUUCGGCGACGAGUAAGUCAGGGGUUGGCCGUCGCAAAUGAAUGACAGUUGCCUAUAAAAGUUUGACAGGUUGAGCUUGACAGUCAAAUCGAGCGCCGACGUGUUCUAACUUAUGGUGGUACCACGUAAAACCACAAUUGACCCAUUAAACCAUUCCAACCAUUAGAUAAUUCAUCACAUUUGUAAUAAUUUCCCAAAAAAAUCAUCCACCAUUAAAAUUUCACAAUUUGCAAAGAUAUAAAUCCCGCUUCAAAUAUUCCGACUUAGUGCUAGACAAGAUGCAAGUCCUCGUGUUUCUUACGGUUUGUUUGCCUUUAGUGACACCAGAAGACGAUGGCAGUUACUCAUUUUAUAAAUUUCGGGGGCCCGUCAGUGGCCAAAUUCACCAAAUCCAGGUCCCUAGUCACUACCACAACCAGCAUUAUAGUCUCGAUUACGUCGCCAAACCGGACUAUUUAUAUUCAUACGGAGUGGAGGAUCCUGUCACCGGAAAUUCGCAAGCUCAUAAAGAGACAAGAGACGGAGACAGCGUUUUAGGCGAAUAUAAAGUACUACAAGCCGAUGGCAUCCUAAGAAUUGUUAAAUACACCGCCGAUGGCACACACGGCUUCAGGGCCACCGUCGAGUACGUCAAACCAUGAGACUGUUAAAAUACACGAGCCGCCACUGUUUAACUAAGUUGGCAACAUUACAUUAUAGUGCCAACUUAAUUUCAAAGUCAGAGGCCACUUGAAUUUUGAAAUAAAAUGAUACACUGUUGUUUAUUUUUAAGUGUUUUUGUUGAAAUAAAAAU
This is a messenger RNA of Tribolium madens (black flour beetle), 1176 nucleotides long. RefSeq names its product cuticle protein 8-like. The transcript has 3 exons. The record is from RefSeq and is a predicted model, not a curated record. Lineage: Eukaryota; Metazoa; Arthropoda; Insecta; Coleoptera; Tenebrionidae. The coding region runs from base 662 to 1024 and encodes 120 amino acids. Gene Ontology annotation, cellular component: extracellular matrix.